AUGCCUACCGCAAUCAAGAGAAGGAAGGUCGCAUCCGCCUCAUACAAAGCCGCAUCCCUUGUAAACAAGACAGGAGGCAUUGCUGCGUUCACGAAAGUCUCAAAAAGUAAUACCGUUAUCGAAAAAGAUCUUACCGGAAAACCCAAGAAACUCCCUGUUAUCUCAAUUACCCAGAUUGACCAAGAAUCACCGGUCCUUGGGAGGAAGCGAAAGGCUAUCGAGAUCGAGGAGGAAAGCGAACAAGAAGCAUUACACAUAACGUACUCUGCAGGAAAGACUUAUGAAAGGGAACCACUCCCACCUACGCAGAUCACACCUCAGACUAUCCCUCAAACUCCACGAAAGCCGUUGCUUAGCAGCAAAGUACAUUCAGUCGACACGCCAACCAAGGGAGCUCGGGGACUUCUCGACCGACUCCUACUCACAUCCAAUACACCCACUCGAUCAUCCUCAAAUCCAAAAUCAGAUAGCACACCUCUUCUCGAUCUUAACACUCCUCCGUCCUCCCAAGACAGCACAAACAAAUUACCAAGCGAGUUACUGGACCUGAUAAAUUUACACGCAGCAUUCCUCACCGCAUUAUCCCUACACUAUGCUCAUAAUGGAACCAAUUCUCCUGCAGACUUACGCAUGCUUUGCCCAAACGUGGCCCGAGCAUGGGGGAAGCGUAGCGUUACACCCGAAGAUAUCCAACGAACACUUGGUAUUCUGAAUAGCCAUAACUCUCAAAAACGAAGCGACAAUCGCGUAGCACAUCUUACACUUUCAGAUUAUGGGCACGGAAAAAUAUGCAUAGAGAUCAGCAUUACUGGAAACAAGGCGGGCAGGAUAGCUCGGCCUGUUAACGAGAACUUGAUGAACGAAAUCUUUGUGAAGGAAUUGGAAGGAUUAUGGGAGCAGAAAUCUGCGACCGAUCUCGAAGCGAAACAAUUUAUCUCAACGCUCCCUAUGGAACCUAUCACAACAUGCUCUUCGCUCAUAAAGGGCGCUGCGGUAAUUGCCAAAGGACAACGAAGACUGGAGGAAUUUAAAGUUGGAAUUACAAUCAAGAAGGAGGAAGAGAAAGUAAAAAAAGAGGAGGCAGAAACAUUAUAUCAAGCAGGCGCAAAACCAACACUUCUCGAGCGCCUGAGAGCGAAGCAAUUGGAGAAGAUCAAUGCUCCACCACCACCUACAAAGGAAGAGCUGGCUCGAAAAGUUGCAAUGCAGAAAAUUGAGGAAGUUGCAGCGGUGCUAAGCAUUCUCAGCACCUCGAGCUCGGUUGGACAACAGCGAAUAUCUUUCACCCUACCAACUAUAUGGGGAAAGUUGCGAGACUCGUUGAAAACGCCCAUCUCGAAGUCGGAGGGAGAAGUUUGUAUCCGAUUGCUGGCAACGGAGAUCGCGCCUGCGUGGGUGAAGCUUGUGAAGCUGGGCAAGGUGGAAGCCCUUGUAGUUAAUCGAGAUGAGAGGCCUACUGAGGCCAGCAUUUUGGAGAGAAUCAAGCAAGCUGCUUGA
This is a messenger RNA of Glarea lozoyensis ATCC 20868, 1497 nucleotides long. RefSeq lists its product as uncharacterized. NCBI's taxonomy places the organism in Eukaryota, Fungi, Ascomycota, Leotiomycetes, Helotiales, Helotiaceae. The transcript has a single exon. The record is from RefSeq and is a predicted model, not a curated record. The coding region runs from base 1 to 1497 and encodes 498 amino acids.